AUGGCCAAAGUUAAAAAUAAACGCAAUGCUGGCUUAGCUGAUAAGGUUCAUAGGAAGAAAUCAGAAGGGGUUAAAAAAAAGUUAAAUCCAUUUGAAGUACAUAUAAAUAAAGAAAAACUUAAAGUUUUAGGAAAGAAAUCUAAACAUGAUCGUGGUUUACCAGGCGUUUCACGAGCUAAAGCUAUCCAAAAGCGCAAAGAAACAAUUGGAACAGAAAUGAAAUUGUUAAACAAGACAAAUACUUUUAUUGACCGUCGUAUUGGUGAAAAAAGUAACAAUCUCUCUGCCGAAGAUCGCAUGAUUGCGAGAUUUGCAGCAGAAAGAGCAAAGCAACACAACAAAAAGAGUAUUUAUAACUUAGCUGAUGAUGAAAUACUUACACACAGGGGACAAACAUUAGAGCAAAUUGAGAAGUUUGAUGACCCACGAUCUGAUGAUGAAGAUGAGGAUAAGCCUUUUGGUGGUUUGGAUGAUGAUUUUGUAUCAGAAGGCCAUUUUGGUGGUGGCAUUCUCUCAAAAACAGAAUCAAAAGAUGGGGCAAAAUCACAUAAAGAUUUAAUAGAACAACUUAUAGCCGAAUCAAAAAAACGCAAGGCUGAAAAACAAAAAGAAAAAGAACAAACAUUGGAUUUGACAGAGAAAUUAGAUAGUGAAUGGAAAGAUUUACAGCCAGUUGUGUUUAAGAAGCAGAGUGAAUCCUUGAUUGAUAAGCUCUUGGCCGAUGCUGAAAAAGGACAGGAUUAUGAUAAAAUGAUGAGAGAGCUUAAGUUUGAUAGGAGAGGGACUCCAUCAGAUGCAUUAAAAAGCACAGAAAAGCAGCAAGAAGAAGAGAGGAAGAAGUUAGAAGAGAUGGAGAAACAAAGACAACAGAGGAUGAUGCCAGAAGAAGAAAUGCCUAAAACCGCCAAACCCACAGUUAAACAUAGGUCUGCAGAUGACUUGGAUGACAACUUUGCUUUUGACGACGAGAAAGAGAUAAUGCUAGCAUAUGACAAGGAUGGCAAACCAUUAUUACCCGACCAUAUAUUGAAAGAUUAUAAUGUGCCUAAUGCAAAAAAGAAAUUUGAUGAUGGGGUAUCUGACACAUCUUCAGAGGAAGGUGAUGAAAUUAAUGACGAAUCGGGCAGCGAUAAUGAAGUAAAUGGUGAAGCUGACAGCGAAGAUAAUGACGAAGAUGAACAAAAAUUUGAAGAAAGCAAAGAAAUAGAUGAAAAUAGCAAUAAUGGGAGUGACCUAAAAGUGUUUGAAAGUGAUGGCGAUGACGACAAAAGCAACUCCAACAGUGAAGAGAAUGAGAAACUUGAAAGUUCCAGUGAAAAUAAGCGUAAACGCAAAAUAUCGUAUAGUGAAAUAAUACCUAAAAAGUUAAAACAAUAA
This is a messenger RNA of Pieris macdunnoughi, 1377 nucleotides long. The record is from the annotation of a GenBank genome assembly. NCBI's taxonomy places the organism in Eukaryota, Metazoa, Arthropoda, Insecta, Lepidoptera, Pieridae.